Messenger RNA from Cheilinus undulatus (humphead wrasse), 7913 nucleotides. It is a transcript of the gene phka2, whose product is annotated as phosphorylase kinase, alpha 2 (liver). Gene Ontology annotation, biological process: glycogen metabolic process. The transcript is spliced from 32 exons. The record is from RefSeq and is a predicted model, not a curated record. Bases 292 to 3990 code for a protein of 1232 amino acids. Gene Ontology annotation, molecular function: calmodulin binding. NCBI's taxonomy places the organism in Eukaryota, Metazoa, Chordata, Actinopteri, Labriformes, Labridae. Gene Ontology annotation, cellular component: phosphorylase kinase complex.
CAGUAGCGGACAUACGCACCUCUCACGCUACUCCUUCCCAGUGAAACCUCAUGCGCUGACACCUGUAAGGUCCGACUCUGACUCGACACACCUCACCGUUCGACGGGAACAUCUGGCUGUGUCUGUGUAGAAUGACCUUCUUAGUGUAACGUGUCAUGUCUUUGUCGAUGAAAACAGCUGGAUGCUACUCGGCUAGCCAGCUUUAGCAGAGCUGCAGCCUCUGCGGAAGGUGCCAGGUUGAAUUAGUGCUGCAGGACUUUCAAGAUGGACCACUGCAUCUAAUCAGAUAGGAUGAGGAGCCGCAGUAACUCAGGAGUGAGGCUGGAUGGGUAUGCCAGGCUGGUUCAGGAGACCAUCCUGAGCCACCAGAACCCAGUGACCGGGCUCCUGCCUGCCAGUGCUCAGAAAAAGGACGCGUGGGUGAGGGAUAAUGUGUACAGCAUCUUGGCUGUGUGGGGGCUAGGCAUGGCCUACCGCAAGAAUGCCGAUCGGGAUGAAGACAAGGCCAAGGCCUAUGAGCUGGAGCAGAGUGUGGUAAAACUGAUGCAAGGACUCCUGCAGUGCAUGAUGAGACAGGUGGCGAAAGUGGAGAAGUUCAAACACACCCAGAGUACGAAGGAUUGCUUGCAUGCCAAAUAUGAUACUCCAACCUGUGCCACAGUUGUCGGGGACGACCAGUGGGGCCACCUUCAGGUUGAUGCCACCUCCAUUUAUCUUCUGAUGCUUGCACAGAUGACAGCCUCAGGUCUUCGCAUCAUCUCCAACCUGGAUGAGGUGGCUUUUAUCCAGAAUUUAGUCUUCUAUAUAGAGGCUGCCUAUAAAGUGGCGGAUUAUGGGAUGUGGGAGCGAGGUGACAAGACCAACCAGGGCAUCCCUGAGCUCAAUGGCAGCUCUGUAGGAAUUGCUAAGGCAGCUCUGGAGGCCAUCGAUGAGCUCGAUCUCUUUGGCGCCCACGGGGGUCCGAAGUCGGUGAUCCAUGUCCUACCUGAUGAAGUUGAACAUUGUCAGUCCAUUCUCUGCUCCAUGCUGCCGAGAGCUUCAACCUCAAAGGAGAUAGAUGCUGGCCUUCUGUCGGUUAUUUCUUUUCCUGCUUUUGCCGUUGAAGAUGCCGACCUGGUGGCCAUCACAAAGUCAGAAAUCAUAAGUAAACUGCAGGGUCGCUAUGGCUGCUGCCGCUUCAUCAGGGAUGGAUAUCGAUGUCCUAAAGAAGACCCAUCCCGGUUGCACUACGAUCCUGCAGAGCUGAAGCUGUUUGAGAAUAUCGAGUGUGAGUGGCCUGUGUUCUGGACUUACCUCAUCCUGGAUGGUAUCUUUGCUGGAGAUCAAGUGCAGGUGCAGGAAUACCGUGAAGCUCUGGAGGGGAUUUUGAUCAGGGGAAAGAAUGGCAUCAAACUUCUGCCUGAACUUUAUUCUGUACCACAUGACAAGGUGGAGGAGGAGUACAGCAAUCCUCACUCAGUGGACAGAGUGGCCAUGGGGCAGCUGCCGCACAUGUGGGGACAGUCGCUCUACAUCUUGGGCUGUCUUCUGGCUGAGGGUUUUUUGGCAGCGGGCGAGAUCGAUCCUCUCAACAGGAGAUUCUCAACAAACUUCAAGCCAGAUGUUGUAGUGCAAGUUUGUGUCCUGGCAGAGUCAGAGGAGAUCCAGGAGUUGUUAAAUCAUCAUGGGAUCAAUGCCCAGACCAUGUCAGAAGUUUUGCCUAUACGGGUCAUGCCUGCCCGCAUCCUUAGCCACGUCUACGUCAAACUGGGGAACUGCAAGAAGCUGAAUUUAAGCGGGAGGCCGUACAGACACAUUGGAGUUCUGGGAACAUCUAAGUUCUAUGAAAUCAGAAACCACUCUUAUAUAUUCAUCCCGCAGUUUUUGGAUCAGCAUCAUUUCUACCUGGCUCUGGACAACCAGAUGAUAGUGGAGAUGUUACGCACAGAGCUGGCCUAUCUCUCCUCCUGCUGGAGGAUGACCGGGCGACCAACACUUACUUUCCCCAUCACCCGCAGCAUGCUGGAUGAAGAAGGCGAUGCCAUUGAUCCGUGUAUUUUAGCAACCCUCAGGAAACUACAAGAUGGAUAUUUUGCUGGAGCGAGGGUGCAGAUGUCAGACCUCUCCAGUUUCAAGACCACUUCCUUUCACACACGCCUCAGCUUCCUGGAUGAAGAAAAUGAUGAAAAUCUCCUCGAGGAUGACGAUGAUGAUGAUGAUGAAGAAUAUGGAGAUGAUUACAGUAAAUAUGGGCCCUCAGGCUCAAAAGACAUGUUUGACCAGUACCUCACCCAGCUCCUCCACAGCACCACUAUUAAGAGCCACCUUCCUCCCAUCCAGAGGGGGCAGCAUCACGUCUUCAGUGCUGAGCACACCACCAGAGACAUCCUGUCUUUUAUGGCCCAGGUCCAGGGCCUGAACAUACCCAAGUCUUCCAUGUAUCUACCUGUGACUCCUGUAAAGAGCAAACAUCGCAGAUCUCUUAACUUACUUGACAUUCCUCAUUAUCAGCAUGGUGCGAAUGUAAAGCAGCAAAAGCCCCCCAGUGUUGCUGAUCUGCACCUGCCUCGAGAUGCUCAGGGCAACACGGACUUUGCAGCGUUGGUGAGGCAGCUGAAGGAGUGUCCGACUCUGCAGGACCAGGCUGACAUACUCUACAUCCUUUACAUCAUGAAAGGAGCUGAUUGGCAGGUGGAGUUGUCGGGUCCCGGGCAGGGUGGGGUCAGUGUGCGCUCCCUGCUGGAGGAGCUGUAUGUACAGGCUGGAGCCUGCAAAGAGUGGGGUCUCGUCAGAUAUAUCUCUGGGAUGCUACGCAAGAGGGUGGAGGUGCUUGCUGAGGCCUGCACGGAUCUGAUCUCCCAUCACAAACAGCUGACCAUUGGUCUUCCUCCUGAGCCCAGAGAAAGAGUCAUCACAGUUCCUCUUCCUCCUGAGGAGUUGAACAGUCUCAUCUUUGAGGCCAGUGGUCAGGACAUCAGUGUAGCUGUGCUCACUCAGGAAAUCAUGGUCUAUCUAGCCAUGUACGUGCGCUCCCAGCCUGCUCUGUUCGGGGACAUGCUGCGGCUCAGAAUCGGACUCAUCAUGCAAGUGAUGGCCACUGAGCUGGCUCGCAGUCUGCACUGCUCUGGGGAGGAGGCGUCUGAGAGUUUGAUGAGCCUGAGUCCUUUUGGCAUGAAAAGUCUGCUGCAUCACAUCCUCAGCGGCAAAGAGUUUGGAGUUGAGAGAAGCAUGCGCCCAAUCCAGUCAACAGCCACCAGUCCUGCCAUCUCCAUCCAUGAACUGGGCCACACGGGAGCCACCAAGACUGAACGCUCAGGAAUCCACAAGCUGAAGAGUGAGAUAAAACAGAUCAUCAGCGGCGGCCUUUCCCUGAAUAGCACUGUCACCUCUCCCCGCUCUACGCGCUGUAGCAGCCCCUCCACCCCUAGUGGGAUCCUGUCCCCAGUAAGCACUGGUCCAGGAGAUGGACAGCUGCACUGGGAGGAGCGGCAGGGUCAGUGGCUAAGGAGACGCAGGCUGGACGGUGCCAUCAACAGAGUACCUAUGGGCUUUUACCAGAAGGUGUGGAAGAUUCUUCAGAAGUGCCACGGCCUGUCCAUCGACGGAUACGUGCUGCCUUCUUCCACCACCAGAGAGAUGACGGAAGGAGAAAUCAAGUUCGCAGUGCAGGUGGAGUCUGUCCUGAACCACGUCCCUCAACCGGAGUACCGGCAGCUGCUGGUGGAGACUGUGAUGGUUCUUGGCCUGGUGGCUGAUGUGGAGGUGGAGAGCAUUGGAGGGAUUAUUCAUGUGGAUCGCAUCCUGCAUUUAGCCAAUGAUAUGUUCCUCACCGACCAGAAAUCCCACUGUGCCAGUGAUUAUUUCCUCGAGAAGGACCCAGCAACAGGAAUCUGCAACUUUUUCUACGACAGCGCCCCCAGUGGCUGCUACGGUACCAUGACCUAUCUGUCUAAGGCUGUGAUUAUUUAUGUCCAGGACUUCCUGCCGAGCUCCAGCUGUCUCAUGCAGUGAAAAAAGCAUGUUUUAAUGAAGGGCCAAUGCAGCAAAGCUUCCCAUUACUAGCUCAUGAACUGCUUGUAAGUGUUAACUCUUCAAUAAACUCUUCAGCUCUAAUAAACUAUUGUAACAUUAUAACAAGGCAGCUGAUAACAAACCACUACAUGGGCAUUUAUAGUUGCUUUUCACUGCAAAAUCUCAAAGUGCAUUUCUCUAAUUUGUAGACAGAAAUAUUCCAUUACUCUUAUUACAAGCUGCAUUUACCUUACAAGUCCAGAUGCAUAUAUUCCAAGAUAUAGAAAGCAAAAUAUUAGGGUUGAAAUACCAUUGCACCAAGGAAAAUAUACACAUUUAGCUUCGUGACUCAAGAUAAAGUUUUAACUUAAAGAAGCCUAUUUAGUGAAUGUCAGUUGCAGCCAUUGUUUUUCCCAUUAAAAGCAAUCCAGGCCUCAUUUUGUGCUUUUAUGUUGUGUUCACAACAAACACAAACAAUCACCUGAUGUGGCGUAUCUGAACGUGCUAGUGAGUUUAGCCUACUGACCGUUUGGUUCAAAGAAUGGGAAAUAAUGUUUUAGCAAUUGUGAAAAACUGUAACAUCUUGAAGUUAUUUAUCUGGAAUUUUCAAGGUAAAUGGGGCUUAUAUUAAUGGUAAUGUACUACAGAUUAGACAAAAACAUUGUAUGCAGUAUAGGAGUACUUGUAUUUUUACAUAAACAUGCUGCUUAAAAGCAUGAAUUUCCAGGUAAAUGUCUGACGAGUAUUUCAUGUCAAUAGAAAUUAGCUAAUUUAUAUUUAUGUCUGUGCUCGGUGUUUUGUGUGAGAAUCUUAUAUCUAUGAUCAUGUCUUGUAAUUGAACAUGUUUUAUUUUACAAUUCUGCAAAGCCUGGUAGUUAUUAGAGUUAACAUUAUUAUUAUUUAAAUACUGAAUAAAAGACAGAUUUUAGAUUUCUGUGUUUAAAAAGGGAACUUAAAAUAUGUGUUCAGUUGCUUGAGGAGUCAUUUUUUAUAAUGUUCUGUAUAGGGCUGGGCAAUUAAUCGAAAAUUACAUUAAAUCGCAAUAUAGCCUGCUGCAAUUUACAAAUUGCAACAGGUACAAUAUCUCUUUCAAACUGAUAUUUUGACACAAAUUUCAGGUCAAACUUUUUUUGCAACAGAGAUGUUAUGCAUCAUGUAAUCAUUCUAUAAAUAUCCUACCUUCUUCAUUUUUGUAUGUUUUCUUAUUAAAUAUAAGAAUGACACAAAACCUUCAAAGCAAUAAUUUAUGUCCAAUUUGCAAUAUGAAUCAAAAUUAUCAAAAUUAGACAUUUUCAAAGAAUUGCUGAGCUCUUGUUUAGGAAUAAAAGAAAGUUAAGGAAUAAAAACAUUUAAAAUCACAAUUGCAAUACUGGGGGGAAAAAAAUCACAACCAGAUAAUUUUCCAAAUCGUUCCCUAGUUCUGUGGUAAUAAUUGUCCAUUUAGAGUCUGUUUAUUUAAAGACAGCAGUGUUGAAUCAGCGUAGCAGUGAAGAAUGAAUCACCCCUACAGACUUCCAACAGUGGAUUCAAACUUUAGAGAAACAAAAGCUAGAUUUGAUCCAUUUCUUGAAGUGAAUCCAUUGAAAACAAACAAGUGUUUGUUGUUGUUCAUAUUAUAGAAGUUAUAUUCAUAAGCAGGGCCGAUUCCGGGCAAAGGCUUUAUAGGUGGUUGCCUCGGGUGCCACAUUAAGGGGGGGGGGGGCGCUGUCAUGAGCCCUGUGCAUUUUGAAUAUGUCCACCAUUGUAACAGAUCGUCAACUGCACUCCUCUAACCUCUGUGCCCCUCGUUCGUGAAAUGGUCUAGCCUCACCUCGCCGCUCUUUGUCUCUCUCUCUCCACAUGCGCCCCCGGCCCACACACACUGGGAGCCCAGCAAGACGUUGAGAGAAAAAAAAAAUUAUUUCGUCUAGGGCACCAAAAUAGCUAGAGGCCCUGUUCACAAGUGCAUGUUGUCCACACAGUUACUUUACUACUCCCUGUAGCAAAGUUGAUUGGAAAACCAUCAACAAAUAAUGAGAGGGAGCAGUUUGGGUCACAAAAAAAAAAAAACAGAUGUAAGCUCAUUAACAGAAACACAACUUUACCUUUAUUUCAGCCCAAAUUUCCCCUCAUUCUUUUUUUAAACUUAGUUGCAUCAAUAACACACAGCAGGACAGCCAGCUAAGGAUUUCAUUCGCCCUCCAUGUUUGUUAUUUCUAGAGUCUCAUUUGAUCACAGGAGAUUUUGAUAGAUCUCAAGUAUGAGGAAUCUUCAUGUGAGAUUGUUUCUAUAGACGGCAGGUGUGUGGUCAUUAGUGUGAGCUCGGAGGAUGAAAAGUCGUCUGAAACUGACCGAGCUUCUAACAGUUUUGUAUUUUUUGUUAUUUUUUUCUAUUUUGUUUUGACUUUUUGUUAUAAAUUUCAGUUUAGUCUUUAAAACAGUUUUUUACUUCUGGUUUGUUAAUUUAGUUUUUAUUUUGCAAAAAUGCUUCAUUUUAGUUUAGUUUUGAAAUAUUUCAGUGUUUUAGUUUUUCCAGCACUUGUCGGGCCGAGGCUAAAAAAGGGUCAGAAAAAGUAAACAUCAUACAGUUUUUAAAAGUGCAUUCAAACAGACCAGUCUUCACUUUUUAUUUUAUUUAUUCAAAUUUGACAUUUGAAUUCAACAUCAAGAACUACAACUAACUAUUGUGUGAAGUCUUCUUUAAUCAAAUCAGGCCAUUUUCUACUCGCCAGGCUUGGUCAUACAUGUCAGUCAGCAUUCUGCUGGCAAAGUCUAACACGAAGGAUAUUUUGUGCCUAAUUUUAUUUAAUUUUAGUUUGUUUCGUAAACACAGUAUGGUUUUAGUUUUCCUAUUUUUGUAUGUCGUUUUUAUUUCGUUUCAGUUAACUAAAACAGUUUUCACAUUUAAGUUUUAGUUAGUUGGUUAGUUUUGGUGAACUGUAAAAACCUUUAAACUGACCAUCAGUUAAGAUUUGAAAGUCAUCUGGUAUGUGGCUAGCCUUACUCCUAAACAACAUAAACAUGCUUGUUAGCUUAAAUGGUGACUCUAAAUUGCCCAUACGUGUGAGUGUGAAUGGUUGUUGUCUAUAUCAGCCCUGUGAUUGACUGAUAACUCCAGGGUGUAGUGCGCCUCUAGAAAUGACAGCUGGGAUUAGCUCUAGCCGCCCUGUGACCCCAAACAGAAUAACUUGUAUAUAUGGAUGAAUAUGUUUUCCCCUAUAAAAGACUUUUUUUAAUAAAGAAAAUGUUUCCUCUGAUAGCUCCCAGGUUUAAUGCUGAUGAAACUUUAACUACAUUGUUGCCUUGUAUUAGCAUUAACCUCUAAGGGAACAGACUCUUGUUCCUCGACUGCCGACAUCUUUUGUUUUGUCUAUUUAAUGUUUUGUAAAAUGAAUGAAAAUGAAAUCAUCUAUCUGUGUAUGAUUGUCACCCUGAUGUUUGCUACUGAUAUGCAUGCGCCUCAGUUUAUGAGGGCUGAAAUAGAAGCGUGCUGUAGAAAUAAGUUAUUUUAAGUUAUUUUGGGGUUGAAUUCAGCCGAUAAACUGUUACAUAGCUGGUAAAUAUUUGUAAACAAUAAUAUGUACAGUAUAUGCAUGAUGUGUCGGUGUAAAGAAUGGCAGUAUAACCAGACGUUAGUAAAGCACCACAAAGGGGCGGAGGAUGUCGACGAGGGUCUUUGUAAGUCUGAAAUAAAGCAUUGCAGUACGGUACAUGUGAUUGUAAAAGUUUAUAAGGCAAGUAACAGAAAAAAAGAAAUUUAAAGUAAGUUUUAUGUCAGUGCUUUGAUUUUGGAAACAGAAAAGAUUUAAAUGUUAAUACAUUUUAACUUAAUUCCUAACUGUGAAAUAUGUCUAUUUAUUUGAACUUUAAAAAAGGUAGACAGAAUAAAUGUAGUAUAUUUUUAGAGUUAAUAUAUUAUGCUGACCCUCUUUUUAAACAGCUGA